AUGAGAAAUCCAGUGCUACAGGUGUGCAGAUGGACUGCCUAUGGUCAGAGGACAUCCACAAGAAAAAGAUAUUGUCUGCAGCAACAAGCUAGGAACUUCCAAUCUGGCACCGACCAAAAUACAAAAACCCUGCCGCUCGACGGCCUCAAGGUUCUCGACUUGUCCCGGGUGCUCGCCGGGCCAUUUUGCACACAGAUCCUCGCAGACUACGGUGCCCAGGUCAUCAAAGUUGAACAACCGGGAGCGGGCGACGAGACUCGCCAGUGGCGCACCGCGGGCGAAGGUCAGAAAUGGCGUCCCGAACACAAGUACAUGUCUCUGUACUUUGCCGCGGUCAAUCGAAACAAACGCUCCGUGACGGUCAACCUCAAGGACCCCAAGGGACUGGAAAUCGUCAAGGCUUUGGCACGUCAGAGUGACGUCGUUCUGAACAACUUCCUCCCGGGCAAGAUGGAGCAGCUCGGUCUGGGUUACGAGGACCUCAAACGGGACAACGAGGGACUGAUCUACGCCAGCUGCAGUGGGUACGGGGCCAGUGGCCCGAGUCGAGACCGUGCAGGGUACGAUGCGAUCGCGCUGGCCGAGGCCGGGCUGUUGCACAUCACGGGCGACGAGCACGGAGGGCCGACGAAGCCUGGUGUCGCCAUGGCGGACUUGUGUACGGGCCUGUACAUGCACGGUGCCAUCUUGGCGGCCCUGGAUCAGAGACACAGGACUGGCCUGGGCUCCAAGAUCGAGGGCAGCCUGUUUGAAAGUGGCUUGAGCCUUUUGAUCAAUGUCGGCCUGGCUGCUCUGAAUCUGGACCUGGACAAAGGUCCGGAGAAGAGGAGGAGAGGAAAGCGGCUUGGACUGGGUCAUCCGAAUCUGGUGCCGUACGGGGCGUACAAGACAAAGGACGGGAUGCUCUUCGUCGCUGCCAACAACAACAGACAAUGGAAGGGGUUUUGUCAACGCAUGGGCAUCAAAGGGUUGGCGGAAGACGAGAGGUUCAGCACAAAUGACGGGCGAGUUGAAAACCGGGACGAAAUCAACUCGAUACUGCAGAGAAAAUUCGCCGAGAAGACGCAACGUGAAUGGCUGGACGCCUUUGAAGGCAGCGGUCUACCAUACGGCUCAAUCAAUGAUGUCGUCGACGCACUCGAACAUCCACAGGCCAAGGCGAGAGAUAUGGUGAUAGACAUCAAUCAGUUUGAGGCGGCCAAAGAUGGAAUGCUAAAACUGAUUGGGCCGGCAAUGAAGUUCGAGGGUGCCUCGAUGAAUGUCAGGAUCGAGCCACCUUUGCUGGGCCAGCAUACUGAUCAAGUAUUGAACGAACUGGGUUAUCCCGUGUCCGAAAUCGAGGAGCUGAGAAGGUUAGAGAUUGUGUAG
Messenger RNA from Exophiala oligosperma, 1368 nucleotides. RefSeq lists its product as uncharacterized. The transcript has a single exon. The record is from RefSeq and is a predicted model, not a curated record. Gene Ontology annotation, molecular function: catalytic activity. NCBI's taxonomy places the organism in Eukaryota, Fungi, Ascomycota, Eurotiomycetes, Chaetothyriales, Herpotrichiellaceae. The coding region runs from base 1 to 1368 and encodes 455 amino acids.